Molecule: messenger RNA, 1802 nt
Organism: Strongylocentrotus purpuratus (purple sea urchin)
Lineage: Eukaryota; Metazoa; Echinodermata; Echinoidea; Camarodonta; Strongylocentrotidae
Exons: 5
Coding region: 21-1802 (593 amino acids)
Source: RefSeq, a predicted model, not a curated record
ACAAAGCCAGACAAUUCAAGAUGCCGCGAAAGAAGCGCCAAGUUGCCAUGAACCCGUCCCGCGCCCUCCAAUCCUUACGGCGCAUCAAGAACAUCCAGCCCGACGAGCUCGGCGACCUCGGCUUCAUACUCUCGUCAGAGACGAGUCCCCUGGUGCGAUGUCACAACCACUCCUUCACUGUCGCCAUGCAAAAACAGAUGGACAUUUGGUAUCGGCAUCACGUGACCACGAUGCGUAAGCUUUCUCAUGGUCAGCAGUCGGAGUAUCGGAACCUUAUGAAGGUCAAGAACGAUAAACGAAGGAUGUAUCGUUCGGGUGUGAUGCGACAGCGAGACGAGGACGAGUUCGACAUCCGUAUGAAGAUAGAGCGAGAUCGUAACGAAGCUGAAGUCAAAUUGUUGAACCUGACGUUGGAUGAUUACAGGACCGACAUCGACGUCAAUGUCGACCUUCAACGGAAAGAAUCCGAUAGAAGUGGAUGGUUGCGACUCAGGAAACGAGACCCGAUGAAUUCCAGCGAUCUCCUCCCAACAAUUUAUGACAUUGAUGAUGUCCAACAUCAAGACACGCCAACAUCCGAACUGGUCAAUGAUUGGGAAGAUCCAUCAUCGGGUAGAGACAACGAUGGCGACUACGACGACCAUAGCAAACAUUUCGAAUUAAAAAGCAAUGAUAACUUUGCCAAUGAUAUGAACAAUGCAACCUUAAGCUCCGAUGUCACUCAUAAACACAACGGACUCGUGGACGACGACGGCGAUGCUGACAUCAUGCGAGACAACUUGCGGACUACUGACCGAUUAGUUCGUACGUCAAACGAUGACGACGCAGAGCAGGACCAAACUGAACACGUAGCUGCUGAAACCCAACAAGACUAUGUACAUGUAGAUGACAAACAAUCAAAGAAAGACAUCUCUGACAGUCAUAGACGUGGACGAAAUCAACUGUUUAGCCGUGUAGAUAGCGGCAUCAAACGUACCAAUCCUCAUGAACCCGAUGGGAAGCUGCUUCCCGACCAUGGUGUCCUAGAUAUGAAAACUCCUGCUAUAGUUCUGAAGGACUCUGGAGAUCACCACAGGGAGACUAACGAUUCUCAGAGAGAUUCACAUGCUGUUUCAAACAACGCGAGGAAGACCGCUCUGAACAUGAAAGCUAUACACCCAGUAACGCAAAUGGUGACGAAAGGAGACGUCGGACGUGUUGGAUGUUUGAACGAGGGGUCAGGUUUAAAACAAAAGGGAAUCGAUGAUAAGAAUGGGAUCGAGAUCAUAGAGAAGCAUGCAUGGGGUACGACUAAACGCGUCCAGAAACUUCCAAGUCUUCACCUGCAGCCAAUCCAUCAGGUUAUUCGCUACCAGCGUCAGGAAACAGCAGGCAGAGGUCUGGUGGGAACCGUCAUCGCUGUCAAACCAUCUGUCGAGAAGUUUCCAAUGCCCUCUAAGAAGUCACAGUAUCACAGGAGAAAGGCGUUACAAUGGCACGUGGAAGAGGCUCCAGCACUGCACAACAAGAUACAACAGUUUCUCUCAGAAUGUGACGCCGUACCUCGACCAGCGCCAAGCCUUAACACUCGACCCGUCUUCUUCUUCUCCCGUCACAAUCCAAUAGUCGCAACGUCGACCGAUACCGUCAUCACCGAACACCGAGUGGAAGAGAUGACGAACAGGAGCAAUGAAGUGAUAGAUGAUGUCAAGACGAUGAAACGAGAAGGGGCGACCUCUGUCAUCCGUGGUCACAGCCACAGCGUCGCCAUCACGAAGGAGAUGAUGAACCGCAAACAUAGAGUUGUGACACCUCAUAAAUGA